GUGACUUUUACGUUGUUGCGAGGGCAUACACGCGCGCGCCAUCUUGCGGCGCGCGACAAUUCGAACACAUUCCACUCAGCGAAAUUGCGACGUCGGCCGUGUCUCGAGAGAGUCCAGCGGGUCACGUCGAAAUGACUCGCAGUAAAAUCGGGUGUCAAGAAGAAUACGAGCGAGAAAAGCCGCCGUAACCAAACGUGGUCACGACGUGAACGAUUGUGCGACGUUUCAUUGAAAAGCCCGGCGGAAACGCUCCUACUCCCUUCCGCGCAUUUCCCAACUUGACGUGCCCUCUGACAUAUCUAGCUGCAACUGAAAAGAAACGAAUGAACGAAUGAGAAGUUCCGAAACGCACGAGCAAUCGAAUGGAAGUCCUCUAUCUCUCUUCUCUUUCGCACACGGUAUCCGACGUGAAUUUUCUCUCACGUGGGCCGCGAACGGGCCGUGUGUCUAGCGCUCAUGUCGGUGGGAGCGAGAUGGACAGUGAGAGAGGCCGUGUGCGCACGCAGGCGCAUAAAGGACGGCGAGUGCGAGAGAGAGAAAGAGAGAACGUGCGCGCGGCGCGUGUGUGCGAGUGAGAAGGCACGAGAACUCGGGCAGCGCGCGGAGCGCCAGUGUACUACUGCAGCUUUAUCUGUAUUAUGCGCUGCUGAGUGAAUUGUCAAGUGAAAUCAGAAAUGGCUGCCAACGAGCAACAACGUAAGGACCCACGCGAAACACGGGAGCCAGCCCACCAUGCGAGACGUCCCAUGAAUGCGUUCCUGAUCUUCUGCAAGCGGCACCGCGCGUCAGUGAGAUCGAGCUACCCGCACUUGGAAAAUCGUGCCGUCACGAGGGUCUUGGGCGAAUGGUGGGCGACGCUGCAUCCCGAUCAGAAGCGUUCCUACACGAAUCUCGCGCAGGAGUACAAGGAUGCGUUCCUCAAUGCAAAUCCUGAUUUCAAGUGGUACAAAUUGCCAGCACCUCCGCUUCGUACUUUGAGCACUAGGCCUACCAACAAAAAGCAAGAGUCCAGUAGUAACAGCAGCGCGCAGCCCGCGGACAGUGUCAAAUCCGAGUACGAGUCUUCCGAUUGUACAAAGUCAGACAGGCGGGACGGACAGUCGAUUCAGCCGGGCAAAUUGGCGGACGAGUCGCAGAUCGGCGGUCUCAGUUCCCUCUUUACCCCGCAGAAGACAGAACCGCCUGAGGAGGAGAUCGCGGUCAACGGUGUAGCGACGGAGAACGAUGCUGUGCCGAAGCCGCCCAAGAAGAGAUACACGGAAUCGCCGUUCCAAGGUGAACAGAAAAGAGACUGCAAGGCGGACCUCUUCGGCGAAAAGAAAAGGAAAAGAGCCGAAUCGAAUAACAACGAGCAACACGAGACGAUCGUGGAAGAUGAGAAACACACGAUAAAUUCUUUCUUGACGACACCGCCGGAGGAAAACAACUUUCGCAGCGAAAGGACGUGUAAAGGUUUACGUUAUCAGAAAUUCCUCGCCGAGCAGAUGAAAAAUAUCGGCCCGUCGGGCCAACAAACCAAACGCAGACGAGUGGCUGCAAGCCAAGGCUCGGACGAACGUUCGAACGAAAGAAGGAAUUCUAUUUCUUCAAAUGUCAGUGAGAAAACAGAUUCCUUGAGCAGCGAGGGAGGAAAUAGCUCUCGCGGGGAACUGGAACAUCUGGUGGAGAGCGCUGAGGGAAACAUGGAAGCCUCCAAACCUGAAGACACAGAAACCGAAGGAGCCGAAGCUCAGAUAGAUUACGGACCUUGGACUGCGCGCAAAAGAUUUCGAGCAGAGGACUUUAAUUUGGAAAAGAAGAUUGAAGCGUUACCGUCGUUAAGUUUAGAAGAAUUUCAAGAAAAGAAGAAGCAGCAACGCACGAAAAAAAAGAAAAUUCUGCAAAAGUUCAACUCCACAGCAAGCAGAAAACACCAAAAUAAUUCGUCCUCGAACAGCCAGACGAAUGGACAAACUCGAAGAGCGUAUACGACGAAUGAGGGCUCGGAGGAAUCAGAGAAAGCUCUUCUUGUAGGAAGCCAGAAACGAAAAGCACGAAAGCAAACUAUCACGCGGAAUGCUGCGGCAAUCAAUUCCUUCACACACUCCGAGGACCAAGAACCAAAUAAAUCUUGGUGCGCGUCUCCAGAUCUUGAAGCUCUAGCAUGUCUUGCAACAGUUGCCGCCAACAGAACAAAACUUACCAAAAAUAACGCUUAAUCGUACUGAUUGAUGGAUACAAAAUGAAUGAGAUAUUUUACAUAGGAUCGUACUAUGAGGGCUGAAACUUUUGAAAGGUUUUUUCCAUGCAAUUUCCUAUCACUGGAACUAUUAAGAUAUAUUUCUCCAAGUGCUGUUAUAAAAUGAUACUGCUGCGGUAUCCGUGACGAUAUCAAUAAUGAUUACUGUUAAUAUCUUUAUUGUUAAUCUUUACUACUACGGAUUUUAAUAUUACGACUGCUAUUGAAUAUAGACUAUUCCAUUAUUCAGUAUACGUGAGGGAGGUGUUCUCUAUUUACUUGAAAUAAUUGUUUUAUCAACCAAACAGAGAAAGAGAAGAAGUAUCAUUUCUCUCUAUAUUUUUGUUCUAUGAGAGGUUCUAUGAGAAGUUCUAUGAGAAGUCAUUUUCCAAUUUUAUGGUUUGGGAAAUAAUAUAAUUUUAUUCAACACGUUGCACCUAAUUGUACAUGAAACAAUAUUGAAUUGUCUAGUACAUUAUAAUUACUUCCUUAUAAAUAGUAAAUAUUUUAUUAUGUAUUAUUAAGAGUUCUCACGAUGAUAUUUUUAAUCGUGCAUGUUUCUCUCCUUUUCGACAUUUACAUAGAUCUUUCACCGAAAUGUUUAUGGGUAAAUUCCGUCAGUCGUCAAUUCCGAUAACAAAUUUUAUUAGAUAAUACAUAGCUAUGAUGACUAAUACGUGAAGAUAGUUUGAUUUGAGCUAAGUAAGGAAGUAAACACGAGGGAUAUAUCUUCUCUAUUUCCUUAAAAUAAAUUUAUCUUUUGUUGUUACUUUGUUACUUUUCUUUUAUACGAAACAAAUUAGGACGUUUCCACUACAUUGGUUCGACGCAAGAUGUAACAUCUGGGAGGAACCCAUUUUUUCCGAUAAUGUAUAAUAAGGGCGAAAAUAUUUCAUCUUGUAUUCUACUGGCGUUUGAUGUACAUAGGUAUAGGUGCAGUAUUACAUACAGAUGCAAAAUGGAAUAUCCUUCACGAUAAGACCUGAACAUCAAAAAGGAUAUAAUCAAAAUAACGGAUACACAUACACACCUAUGCGACCACUGUUUAUACGUUACUACAUGCAUACGCGCGAAUAGGUACGUGCGUAUAAAUUUAAAUAAUGUACAGAAUUAACUGCAUAUACGCGCACGCAUGAUAGACGAGUGUCCCUUUAUAUUGAAAUACGUGUAUAUUCGUGUAUGCAUGUAAUAUAUAGCGAUAAGACUAUUCAUAUACAUAUGUGAAUGUAUAUUUAUAAUAUUUAUAUAUAUAUAUAUAUAUAUAUUUUAAGAUCACACGAGGAAGUGCGACUUUGUGCUCUGUUUGAGAAAGUAAGAGACUUGUCUGUGAUUUCGGCUAAAGGAAUUUUUAAUAUUUUA
Molecule: messenger RNA, 3577 nt
Organism: Odontomachus brunneus
Lineage: Eukaryota; Metazoa; Arthropoda; Insecta; Hymenoptera; Formicidae
Gene: bbx
Product: HMG box transcription factor BBX
Exons: 8
Coding region: 675-2198 (507 amino acids)
Biological process (GO): regulation of transcription by RNA polymerase II
Cellular component (GO): nucleus
Molecular function (GO): RNA polymerase II transcription regulatory region sequence-specific DNA binding; DNA-binding transcription factor activity, RNA polymerase II-specific
Source: RefSeq, a predicted model, not a curated record